Molecule: messenger RNA, 5846 nt
Organism: Monodelphis domestica (gray short-tailed opossum)
Lineage: Eukaryota; Metazoa; Chordata; Mammalia; Didelphimorphia; Didelphidae
Gene: SYTL1
Product: synaptotagmin like 1
Biological process (GO): exocytosis; intracellular protein transport
Cellular component (GO): exocytic vesicle; plasma membrane
Molecular function (GO): neurexin family protein binding; small GTPase binding
Source: RefSeq, a predicted model, not a curated record
GUCUCCUCAUUCCUGGGAUGUGAUUGGCCCAUCCCCAGGAAGAUUAAGAUUUGUGAAGGAAUCCCUGAAUUGUUCCUGAAAGCACAGAAUCCCUCCAUAUACUUGUAGUAGUAGCUCCUGCCCUAACUUCAGUGUCAAUGUCACAAUCUGGGAAAGGAGAAGAGAGGGACUUAGCUCCUAACCUAAUCCAAUCCUGGGGAUAGGGGCAGAACCUUAACACCCCGGUCCUUAUGUUCUGUAGGAAAUAGAAUCUGAAUGGGAAGCAUCACAUCUCCCCUGGAACAUCACCAACAAGUGGUCCUCCAUUGGCAGGGGGUUCACUACCUCCUGGGACUCAUCAUUUCAAUUCUGACAAUUCUUACUGGGGCAAAAGGCCAGAUGAUGCAGUGGCUUGAGAGCUGGCCUCUGACCCAAGGCCUAGAUUCUACUGACACAACUUAAACUUCCUGACGUUGUGGCCUGGUCCCUUAAGCUCUCAGUGGUCCAGGCAACUCAGAAAGAGAAGGGCAUUGUUAGAGAGUGCCCUGUACCAUUGAAAUGACAGGCCCAGCUCCUAUCAUCGCUUCCUUAUUAUUGGGAACCUUCCUCUAGUUCCCAGUUCUUCCCACUGAGGCCAGACUGAACAUGUCCAAUCCUUACUCUUCAGUAUGACAGCCCUUCAAGUCCUCAAAGAUAGCUGUCACUUUCCUCCCAAGUCUUCUCCAGGUUAAACAUGUCCUUCAAUCAGUUUCCUCCCCAUGGCAUGCUUCCCUGGUCAGUGCCCUCACUGCCCACCCGCUUGUCAAUAUCCUCCCAAAAUAGGAGACCCUGAACUGAACCCAAGGCCUGAUGGGGUCUGAUCAGCUCUCAGCAGUGGACCUUAGGAAUCAGAGGGGCAGACUAGAGGCCUGAACUGAGCAGCAGCUAGCUUCCUGUCGGGAAGCCUUGAGGCCCAAAUGGGUUGGAAGCAGAAUCCCCUCUGCACCUUCAUUAUGUCUGGUCCAGGACCAAUAGCAUUCUACCCCAGGACAUACCCGUAAGGAGUUCAAUCAACUAAGGAUCUAUCAAACAAUUAGGCCCCGUGAAGACUAUAGAAACUAGUUCCUUGCUCCCUUAGAGGCCUUUCAGCCUAGUUUGGGCCAACAGGCCACGAGAAAGUAUGCAAUUAAGAGCCAAAUUAAUGUCUACAUGCAGUUGUUGCCUUUAGGCAUUCAGAAGGAGGACAUGAUCAUCUGGGAAGGUUGUGGAGUAGAAAGCUGGGUCUUGAAGGAUACACAGAAUUCAUAGACAGGAAAGGAGACUGUGUUCUGGGUUAGUAGGGGUGAAGGACAGGACAUUCAAGAUACCAGUGAGAGCAAAAUGUGGGAGGCAGGAAAAUAGGAGCCGUGCUUCCAGGACAUGGUGAAGCUGGUUUGACUGGUGCAGAGCCUGGAAAAGCAGGUUAGAGCUAGCGAUGAAGGACUCAAAUCUAUUUAAAUUGUCAGUCCAGUUGAAAAUGUAAUCCUCUUACUUGAGUGACCUUAAGUAAAUCACUUCAUUUCUCUGCUACAGUUCCCUCAUGCAGAAAUGGAGGGAUUGGACCAUAUGACCUUUUAGAUUUCCUGCAGUAAGUUCUAAGAUCCUCAGAAUGAGCUGCCUUGAAGCAGUAAGCUCCCCGUCACCAGAAAUGUUUGAGCAGAAACCAAAUGUCCUAGGGUGGUUGUGGAGCCAAUGUGUGCUCUGGGCCCCUUUGUCCCUAAAAUGGGAUGGCUAACAAGGAGCCAUCGACAAGGAAGUGCCUGACCAGACAUGUUUAAAAAGGAUUAAUUAGCUUUCCAGUGUGUACAGGAGGGAUUGGAGGAGAGGCUAGAGGCAGGGAGAAAGUGAGGUAGCUGUUGAAAGAAGCCAGAUGCAAGGUGAUCUGCACCUUAACUAGGGAGAGAGCCAUAGGAAUGCAAGGAAGCCCAGGUUGCAAUGUGAGAAAGGACAUUAGCACGUUUCAGCUUGUUUGAAGGAGAACAACCAUCAUGGUGCAAGGCCUGAAGACGAGCCCAGCAGAAGAUUGAUUAAAGGCACUUGGGCUGCUUAGUCUGGAGAAGAUGAACAGUCAGAGAUGGGCUUCCUGUCUUCAAGGAUUGGAUUCGUGCUGUUUGUGCUAGGGGGUUAGGGAGAAGUUAAGGAGAAGCAGAUGAGGGUUCAAUAGGAAAUAUAAGAGCCAUCCACUAGCUGACACAGGAGGUCUUCAAGGGGAGGUUUAGUGACCACUUGUUGAUAUCCUAGUUCCUGUUAAGUCAUUAUAGGCCAAACGAUGACCUCCAAAGACCCUUCUCUUAACCCCAAUGUUCUGUGAGUCAGGAAAAGGAAGGAGUGGAAUUGCUGUCCACUCAUACAAGCUGGGCAAGAAGUGGAUGAGAAACAGGAAUAGGCAACAUCUAGGCUGUAGACAUGUUUGAGAUGGCGUCUGUGUGGGAAGAUGAGGGACAGAGUGUAUAAGCCAGGGAGAAAUCAGGGGCACAAUCUAUGAGAGCCCAAGGACUAGACUGGGUAGAUAGGAGGAAGCCAUUGGAAGGAGGUGGGUUUGUCUUUUUAGGAAGUGGUUUUUAAAAACAUUUUUAAGUGCUCCAAAAAGCAACAGUCCAUGGUUCUAUGCUUUUUCUUAGAUAAUGAGAGAUUUAGAUAAAAAUAAAGAUAAAUGAUUUUCUUAGAUAAUUACCCUGGGCUAGGAUAAGGGAAAGAGUGGAGAGGGUCCCCUUCCAUUGGCCUGGAUCUCUAUCCAAGGACUUUGGUGGGAGCAGUGGAAUGAGUCUUUUUUUUCCUCUUUAAAGUUUUAUUUAUUUAAUUGAUUAAUUUAGAAUAUUUCCCAUGGUUACAUGAUUCGUGUUCUUUCCCUCCCCCAUCCUGUAGCCAAAGAGUAAUUCCACUGGGUUUUACAUGUAUCAUUGAUCCAGAUCUGUUUAGUGGAAUGAGUCAUUCAGCUGUGGGCAGGAGAAGCCAGGGUCCCUCCACCUGGGCACAAAGAGACAGGGACCCUCUACAAUAUUUGCCGUGCCUGGAGGGCUGCAUAAAAACCCAACAUCUUGAGCUGGACCGGUUCAUAAAGGUCACUUGGUCCAUCCAAGUUUAUCCAUGGAAGGGACAGGUUUCUGAAAGGUAAGUGAUGUAGAAGGGAUGCAUUUAGAGAUAAAUGGGGCCAUCCAAUCCGAGCCCCUGAUUUUGCAAAUGAGGAAAUGGGUCCAGAGAGGGGAACGUAACCUGUUGAAGGCCACCCAGGCAGGAAAGAGCUGAAUGGGAUUCACACUCGAGUCCUUGGACUCCUCCAGUCACAGAAUGUCAGGGUUGGCAGGGACCUGGGGGGCCCUCUGUGCCGUCCCAUAGCAGCGGAGGAAAGAUGCCCUGAACAAUGUACACCGGCCUAGAAAAGCCCGAUUCUGGAAGAACUCCAAGGACCACCUCCAUAUAGCUUCUAGUCUGUCCAAGCAAAGGGAUAAUAACAUUUUUGCUUUGGGUCGACUGAUCUUUCCAGGAUUAGAGAACUCCGGAGAGGGAAAAGCCACCCCAACUGUUUUCAUUCGCCUCAUCGGCCCGCCUGCGACAGGGAAUGACGUCAGUGGGGCCUUCCAGAAGGGCACGUACCGUGUCAGGUGGUGAGGUGAGGGUUACCCAGUACCCGCCGAGAUAAGAGGUUAUCUGAGCCCCUGGAGGUGGAGGCCGCGCCGAGUCAAGGCUAGUCCCUGAGAGAGAGCGGGCGUCUUCGGGGCGGCCUCUCGUGGCCACAACGGGGACUGCACACAGGUUGAGUCAGCUUUAGACCUCAGUUGCUCCUCUCUGUGGCGGAUCUGGCUAACCUGCCUGCCCUGGCCAGCACAACGGAGGAAUCGAGGUCUCCUUAGCACAGAGCUACCCAUCCCGGAUCCCAACAGGGACAAGCUGCCCACGGGCAGCCUGCACAUGGCUACCAACGGAUGUCACUGAGUGUGCCGAGGACGUCCGAAGGAUCCCUCUACCACAGGGGGUGCUGGGGGCGCUCAGCCCUGCCAUCCCAUGGCGUAUGAAGUGGAGGCAGAAACGCUUCUGGAUCUCAGCUUCCUUACUGAGGAGGAGCGGGAUGCUAUUGCCAGUGUCCUGAGCAGGGAUGCCCGUCUGCGCCAGCUGGAGGAGGGAAGGGUCAGCAAGCUUCGAGCAUCACUGGUGGACCCUGGGCAGCUGAAGACCCUGACAGGUGACUGGUUCAGAGAUGCCCGCUCCCAGCGGCACCGCCAUGCCCGCCUGGGCUCUGACCUUGUUCGAGCCUCCAUCCGCCGGAAGAAGAGGUCCAGGGGUGAGCCAGAGCUGGGGAGUGAAGGCGAACCUGAGGAGGAGGAGGUGGGCUCCAGUCUCAGGCUCUCCUUAGAGGUGCCCACCCCAGAGCGGGUCAGGGAAGCUGAGCCCUCCCCUUCUCUGUCCUUCCAGGCUCCAGCCCCAACUCCAACUAAAGAAGAGCCCAGCUCCCAGGCCCAGGCAGUUCCAGGUACAGACCCCAACUCCGGGGUAGAGGGCUGGGAAAAAGAGAAGGUGGUGGUAGAAGAGAAGAAAGAGGCAAAGAAGGAGGAAUCAGAGGAGGAGGAGGAGGAGACUAGAGCCCAAGAGGUCCAGGAACCGGAGCCGGAGCCGGAGCUGGGGCCAGAGCCUGAGCUGGGGUGGAAGAGGACAGGGAAGAGGAAGGAGGAACCCAACCCACCCCUAGUCCAGGGUGAGCUUGGGCUCCAAAGAUUGGAGAAUGGGGAGGAGGAGCAGCCCUUAGGUUCCCCAAAGGGGGGCUUUGCUCCCCCCUUCAACCGCAUGCUGAGUAAUAGCUCCUCAGUGUCCAGCCUCAGCUCCUCCACGCUGAGUGGCAGUCAGCUGAGCCUGUACAGCGAGGGCGAGGCGGGAGCGGUGCCUGUGCGCGGCUCCAUCCAGUUUUCGCUGCUCUAUCAGCCGGUCCCCGGGGAGCUGCGGGUGCAGGUGAUUCAGUGCCAGGGGCUGGCCCCCGCCCGGAAACGCCGCUCGGACCCCUACGUGAAAAGCUACCUCCUCCCGGACAAGUCCCCGCAAAGCAAGCGUAAGACCGCAGUGAAAAAACGCAACCUGAACCCAGUGUUCAACGAAACUCUGCGGUACUCCGUGGAGCAGGAGGAUCUAGGCGGCCGCGUGCUUCACCUCUCCGUGUGGCACCACGAGAGCCUCGGCCGCAACCUCUUCCUGGGCGAGGUAGAGGUGCCCUUGAGCACGUGGGACUGGGCUUCCGAGUCCGCCUGGCUGCCCCUGCAGUCCCGGACCCCGCCUUCCCCCGACGGGCUCCCGAGCCGGGGGCAGCUCUCUUUGGCCCUCAAAUUCAUCCCCACCGGCGCUGAAGGUGCGGGGCUCCCUCCCAGUGGAGAGCUGCACUUCUGGGUGAAGGAUGCACAGAACGUCGUCCCCUUCCGCCCUGGGCCCCUGGAUUGCUACAUCCAAUGCUCGGUGCUGCCCGAUGACAGUCGGGCCAGCCGCCAGAGGACGCGGGUCGUGCGGCGGAGCUCGAGUCCAGUCUUCAAUCACACCAUGGUCUAUGACGGCUUCGAGUCCUCUGACCUGCACCAGGCCUGUGCUGAGCUGACCCUGUGGGACUACGGCACCCUGGGCAGUCGCCUGCUGGGGGGCACUCGCCUCAGCCUGGGCACCGGCAGCAGCUAUGGGCUUCAGGUGCCAUGGAUGGACUCCACCCCUGAGGAGCAGCACCUGUGGCAGAUGCUCUUGGCCCGGCCCUGUGAAUGGGUGGAUGGGCUUCUGCCCCUCAGGACCAAUCUCACACCCAGGACGUAGCUGGGCCAGCCCCUGCCAAGUGCUGGGACAGGAGGAGAAGUGGACAAUAAAGUCACUACCACAGGCUAAAA